GGGACGCAGCUCCCUAGGGCCAGGGUCGGGCCGGGAAGCGCAAGCCUCGGCUCCGGCCCCCGCACCCCGAGCGCGGGGCGGAAACCUACAAUACCCAGAAUGCCACUCCGGGAGGGGCAGGAAUCGGAAGUGAGGCCAGAGGCGGGUCUGCUGUGCGCCGCCGCUGCAGGAGGUGACGGGAUCAGGCCAGAGGACUAAGCACAUGGACUGGAAAUUGGAAGGGAGUGCUCGGGAAACAGAGUCAGACGUGCUGCAGGAGCAAGAAGCAAUCCUCGAGGACACAGGUGAAGAUGGCCUCUCUGACAGCUUCCGGCUUCUGCAGAUUGAUGUGGAAUGUGAGCAUCAGGAGGGAGAGACACUGCCCACAGGCGCUGCAGUGUGGUGCUCGAAAAAUGUCCAAAGAAAACAGAGACACUGGGAAAAAAUAGUUGCAGCAAAGAAGAGCAAAAGAAAGCAAGAGAAAGAAAGAAGAAAAGCCAAUCGUGUAGAAAAUUCAGGCAUCUGCCCCCAGCACAGCAAACGCUUUCUGAGAUCCUUAACCAAGGAGAAACUUUUGGAAGCCAAACACUCGGGACCAAGACUCUGUAUUGAUUUGAGUAUGACCCACCACAUGUCUAAGAAGGAAUUAAGUAGAUUGGCUGGACAGAUCCGAAGGUUGUAUGGUUCAAAUAAAAAAGCAGACAGGCCAUUUUGGAUCUGCCUCACUGGAUUCGCAACAGACAGUCCCCUGUAUGAAGAGUGUUUGAGGAUAAAUGAUGGAUUUUCUAGUUACCUGCUAGACGUAACAGAAGAAGACUGCUUUAGUUUAUUUCCCCUGGAAACCCUUGUGUACCUGACUCCUGACUCAGAACAUGCUCUUGAAGAUGUUGAUCUGAACAAAGUUUACAUCCUUGGUGGACUUGUGGAUGAAAGCAUUCAGAAAGAGAACUCUGAUCUUGACCAAGGAAGCAUUGACUCAGCAUUCUUACCAGCUAUUUGUUCGUGGUGAGAGAGUCGUUUUGCUCCUUCUUAGUCCAUCUUCCAUGCUGACAUGUCUUAUAAUCUCAGCGUCCAUAGUACUGUCCAGAUUUCUUUUGUUGAAUUAGAAUUUUAUUGGAAUAAUUGCAGAGUUUUUCAAUAUCCUAUCAUAUAAGUAUUUGUUGAUCAUUAUACUAGUUUAUAUUUACUAAUGAACACUGGCUAGAUAAUAAAAAUGAGGUAAUAGUUAAAAUGUAUAACACGGAAUACAGUGAGAAAUAAGUCUCCCUCCCAUCCUUGAUCCACAGUGUUCCCCACUUGAGGCAACCACUGUUUUCUUGUGUAUCCCUUUUGAUAUACUGUAUAAUCACACAAGUAUCUGUUUGUGAGUAUAUCUAUAUAUAUGUUUUUCAUAUAUGUGACUGUAUUUUAUAUAUAUUUUCUUAUAUGUAUGAGAUACACAUGUUUAACACAGAUGAUAUUUAACUGAAUUGCAUUUCUUCUAAAAAGGUCAGUGUUUCAUGACUCCAUAGUGAUAAUCUAAAACAAAAGGCGGGGGGGAUAUUCUUAAGAAUGCCAGGUAAUAAAUGAGAAAUGCAGAACAAAAUUUAAAAAAUCACUAUUUUGUCACUCCUGGGGUAAUCCUUGAUUCAGGGAAUUGAUUGAACAAAAGGCUAUUGGGGAAUCGACUCUCCACAUGGUCUCAAAGUACCACCCCGCAGAUUACAAAGGCAAAAAUGUACCAUUGCAGUAAAGUGAUCUGAAGGUCACCAUCUUAACCAAAUGACCAAACUUAGAAUCACCAGUAGUGACAUUAGAUGCCUCCUGAGGUGAUGGAAUCUCACCUGUGAAGCAUUCUUACUAGAAAAUGUUUAAAUUUAAUUAAGAGGAAUCAGAUCCAGGAUAUGAGGCAUUCUGCAAGACAACUGGACCAGACUUUCAAAAAAGUCAAUGUAAUGAAAACUAAGAUAGUCAGGGAGGUUUAGAUUAAAAGAUUAAAAAGACGUAACAGCUAAAUGCUGUCUCCCACAGUGGAGUGACAGCCCCUUUUUUGAGGCAGAAAAGUCUAGAGGGUCAGUGAGCAGCAUAUCAUCUAUAGAUGUACCGUUUUGACACAUUAUUCUCUUUUAUUUCUCCACCAUUUAAACUGAAAAACAGCUGGCACAAAGAUUUGUCAGCUGUAUACUCGUAGAACUUUUGAGUUGUUUCUGGAGAGUUUGACUUCUUCACAGAAAUAUGCUAAGAACAACGUUUCCUCAAGAGGAGUCAUUUUAUCUUUACAUGUUCGGAGAACAGAAACUAGACUGUAAGCUCCUCCAGAGCAGCAUCCUACUAACUUUGAAUUCAAAGUGAUUGUAAAGGAAUAAACUUAAAAAAAAAAACCAUCUCAUAUGUGCAAAGAGUGUUAUCCUUCAAAGAAGUUCUCUGAGUAGUUGUACCCUUAUCCCAUCUGAAUUACAUCACUUAAAACAUUUUUGGAAGUUCUCUCUUGGAAUUGUGUUUCAUGUGAGCCUGAGAGGGAGGUAAUCCAGGGAUCAGAACAAAGAAGGUGCUAGGUCUGCUUCACGCUACUCCAGUUGGUUAGACCAUACUCAUGGUGGCCAGUCAAUCAUGGGACUGUCAAUGAAAGGACAUGGAUAAGCUAGAACAAGUUCAGAAGAGGUGAUGACCUGAAUGAUGAAGGGACUCAAAACUAAAUCAUACUCAAGGAACGGAGACUAUGAGUCUGGAGACGAGAGGAGGCAUAGUGGCAUGAUCACUGCCUUCAAAUACCUGAACGGCUGUCUUGGAGAAGGGCAUUUGACUUGCUUGGUGUGGCCCUGGGGUGAUAGAACUAGGACAAUGAGUGGAAGUCUCAGAUAAAACAGAAAGUUUGGUUCAAUAUCAAGAACUUACUUUAGGUAUCGUCAAUCCCCAGGAUGCAUGAACACUCUGUCACAAGAGUUGUCCAUUUAAAGCCAGAGAACACUUGGGAGAGAGGUCACAGAGGAUAGACAAACAUGCGUGAUGGGUGGUAGAAGUGGAAUUCUUCAUUAUCGAGGCCCUGAGUAUGUUAAUUACCCCAGUAACCUAAACCUUUCUCUUUAAACUUGAAAUUGAAAAUAGGUAGAGCUUCUUACAAGGUAGCAAAUAUAAAUUCAUGACUCAGGGACAUCAGUUACUGUACUCUGACCCUAAACGGCCUCAGAUUGUUGGACUUUUUGAGUUGUCACCCCUUUCUGCAGUUUUCAGAGCCCUUCCUUUUAAUUGGGCAGUGUGCUUUCACACUUUAAUGUUGUCAUGCUGCUAGUGUUGUACCUGACCUAAAUCCUGUCCCCCUCCUCUCUAAUUUGCUACCAAUUGCCUCUGAGCUGAAAACUCCAGAUAUCCAGAACUGGGUUUCACUGAGUUAGGGCCAAGCUUGUUCUCCCAACUGCUUGGACUUUUGGAUGCAAAUUGUGUCUGUAGAUAUGGCUCCUUUUACUUCUUUCCUUCUUGGUUGUAAGUAGUAGUGAGUGGAAGCUCGUGAAUAAAGGACUCCCAAGUGAGGUGUUGCCACACAAGCCAUUUCUUACUUGGAACAAACAUUCUUCAUGAUCAACAGGAGUCUUAAUUAUCUGCAGUUUCUUCCUUCCUACCGUAGGCUACUUGUUUUUAAUACACUUAUCAUUAAUUAUGAUUACAGAUGGCAAUUGGAGUGGUGGUAAAUGGGGAUUCUUACAAUUUGCUGUGCAUAUUACAGUGAUAUCUUUGUGUAUUAUUUAUUUUUUUUUUUCAAGGGGAACAGGACUUUA
Molecule: messenger RNA, 3731 nt
Organism: Rhinolophus ferrumequinum (greater horseshoe bat)
Lineage: Eukaryota; Metazoa; Chordata; Mammalia; Chiroptera; Rhinolophidae
Gene: TRMT10B
Product: tRNA methyltransferase 10B
Exons: 8
Coding region: 203-988 (261 amino acids)
Biological process (GO): tRNA N1-guanine methylation
Cellular component (GO): nucleus; nucleoplasm
Molecular function (GO): tRNA binding
Source: RefSeq, a predicted model, not a curated record